This is a messenger RNA of Eriocheir sinensis (Chinese mitten crab), 1166 nucleotides long. RefSeq lists its product as uncharacterized. The record is from RefSeq and is a predicted model, not a curated record. Gene Ontology annotation, biological process: chromosome segregation. NCBI's taxonomy places the organism in Eukaryota, Metazoa, Arthropoda, Malacostraca, Decapoda, Varunidae. Gene Ontology annotation, cellular component: Ndc80 complex. The transcript is spliced from 6 exons. Bases 215 to 928 code for a protein of 237 amino acids.
CACAACAGCCAUCAUCGCCAUCAUCAGCCAAGCGUUUGAAAACAGGGUGGGCGGCGGCUUCUCGAUGCUCGGCCCCGCACACAGCCUAACUAGCCCCAUAAAACACCCAAGAAGAAGAAGAAGAAGAAGAAGGCCCCGCACAGCACCAGCAGGGACGCGGCCGGUGAUCUAGGAGCCCCGAGAAACUGACAAGCCAACACACACACCGGCCACCAUGGAGGACAUCGAUGGCAUAGAUUACGAGGCGGAGUUGCACCACAUCCGCAACAAACUGCAGGCCAACCACAGCACCCUGGAGCGCUCCCUGGCUGCCUUCAAGAUGGAGAUCAGCGCCCAGUUCCAGCAGCAUCGCACCAAUAUAAUCAACUUGAAGGACAAGCAUGACAGAGCGAAGCAGCGCAUGGACGAAUUGAGGCAAGAUAUCGACCAGCGUGAGGUGGAGAGCAGCCAAGCGAGAGAGGAUGCGGAGCGGAUGGCACAGGAGCUUGAGAAGGCAACACUGGCGCUCCGUGGAAAGAAGGAGGAGCUGGAGAGACAGAAGGAGAUGCUUGCAGACUGUGUGGAGAAGCUGAAGGAGAAGGAGCGGUGGGCAGCGGAGACCAGACAGCGGCACCAGCAGGACAAGGUGAGCCUGGCAGAGAGCAGUGUGGAGCUGUUCAAGACACACCUGGGCCUGGACAUCACCUGCACGCACCACAACACCUUCAUCGUCAAGUUCACGCAGGUGAGUCGCACUAACCCUGAGGCGGAGUACUUACUGGAGAUUGGUCUGGAGGAGGACAAAUACCGCUUGCUGACCUCCGUGCCACCGCUGACGUGCCUCCCGCAGCUCGAGGAAGCCCUCAUCGCCACGGGCAACCUCACCGCCUGCCUUGUACAAAUCCGGAAAAUGUACCAGCGCGCCGAGAACAAGAGACCGCUGGAGUAGUGGCGAGGGGCGGGGGGUGGCAUGGGGGGCGACUCCUGCCAUGUGUCACUUCCAGUCCUGGUGUUACUCUCUUCAGCGACAACACACAACUCUUCUUCCCUCUUCUGUCCUGCUCAACCGGCAACAAUUAUGUUUUUCAGUUAGACGAUAGACAGUUUGUACAUUUCUAGUGGAGUGGAAAUUUAUGGCCGAGAAUAUUUUAUAUGUAUUAAUGAAGUAAAAUUUUGUCAAGCUAAGC